This is a messenger RNA of Neurospora hispaniola, 954 nucleotides long. RefSeq lists its product as uncharacterized. The record is from RefSeq and is a predicted model, not a curated record. The coding region runs from base 1 to 954 and encodes 317 amino acids. The transcript has 2 exons. NCBI's taxonomy places the organism in Eukaryota, Fungi, Ascomycota, Sordariomycetes, Sordariales, Sordariaceae.
AUGUGCAUCCGCGUCCUAACAAUCUUCAAAUGCGCCUGUCCCCACCGCAACACCCUCGUGUGUCCACACCACAUCCACGUCCGCGAACCUUCUUCGUCAACCGCCGAUCCCCAAACCUCCUCAUCUCACCAAGUUACUAUCAUUACCCCUACUAGCUCAUCCCCCCCAUCCGAAUCCCUAGCAGAAAUUACCACUACCACCAGCAGCACAGACGAUGACGACUUUCAAAAAGGCUUCACUCCCCGCCUUCCCUCCGCCCUCCAAGGUCACAAGAACUGGACGCCCCUUCCCGGAAAGGAGAAUCAGCGGUGGGAACAUUGUCCCGGCUACCUCGCAAAAAGCAGAGCGUUGGCGGUGGCGGUAGCGGGAGCGGGAGCGGGAGCGGGAACGUCGUCCUCGGGUGGUAGUGGUAGUAGCAAUGGCAGUAGCAAAACGGGCGAGGGCACAGGGAUAAUUGUCGGGAAGGAAACGCAAUGCGCAGAGUACAAAGCUACGGAACCAAAGUUUAGGAGGCGGUGGGAGGUUAAAAGUGGGUUGUGUGAGGAGUGUAAGGGGAUGCAUGGGAUGCAGGGACCUGAGGCAGAAGAUGGGGAGAAAAGGAAAGAUGGAGUGAAGGAGAGGGGGAAGGAGCCUAAGGGUACGGGGAGGGGGGAAGAGAGGGGCAGGGCGAGGAGUAGAGCGGCUACGGACCCUACGGCGAAUGCUGUGCCGGUGCCGGCGAUGGUGACUGGUGGGAAGGUGGUGAAGGGGCGUACCGUCGAAGUCACAGCCUUGCUCCACGAAGCCGAACUUGGUAUUGGCGACAAUGCCGAGGAAGUCCGAGGAUUAGUACUCGCCGAACUCGCACUCCUUAUGGGUAUCAACGUAGCGUAUCUGGAUAUGGCCGAGGAAGUCGUUGAUGACCUUGUCCAUGAGUGGCUCCAUGGCUAUUCCAGGACGCUGGGAACGGAGUAG